Glarea lozoyensis ATCC 20868 is the source of this 939-nucleotide messenger RNA. RefSeq names its product alpha/beta-Hydrolase. NCBI's taxonomy places the organism in Eukaryota, Fungi, Ascomycota, Leotiomycetes, Helotiales, Helotiaceae. The transcript is spliced from 2 exons. Gene Ontology annotation, molecular function: hydrolase activity. The record is from RefSeq and is a predicted model, not a curated record. Bases 1 to 939 code for a protein of 312 amino acids.
AUGCUCCGACAUGGAUACAUUCGUUCCCCAGUCCAUUGGCAUGAAGUAAAGAGACCCGACUUCACUGGCAUUUGGAUUAUCAACGACGAAACCAAGGAGCCGGAUAUUGUAGUGUAUUACGCCCAUGGAGGUGGGUUCUCUAUGGGGUCGAGUUACUUCUAUCUGGAGUUUCUCAUGGCGUGGCUUGAGCUUCUUCAAACUACGGGCGGCUUCAAAAAUCCAGCUAUUUUCGCGUUAGAAUAUACGCUUGUACCAGAUGAAUCAUAUCCGGUACAACUUCGAGAAGUAGUUUCAGGAUACAAGCACGUGCUCUCAAUCACAAAAGAUAGCUCAAAGAUAUGCGUCGGCGGGGACUCUGCUGGUGGUACACUCAUCCUUAGUCUUCUCCUCCAUCUUGCCACAAUAUCCAGCAUCGGCAAUGCUGAGUCCCUGGCCGGGGAACUAUUUCAAAAGCGAAUAAGCUCCAAUCUCACGAAUGGCGAAAAGAAGCCUCCAAUAUUGCCAGAGAUGGCAGUCUUGAUCUCGCCGUGGGUCACGCUUCAAUCCCCACACGACAAAGACACGCCUAGCGACUAUCUAAAUGCUGCAAACCUCCAUCAAUACGGAUCUGACUAUGCGGGAAGUAAAAUCUCAGUUAACGAUCCCAUCAUUUCACCGGGAAAUUGCAAAGCUGCAUCAUGGUGGCGGAAGGCGUGCCCAUCGAAAGGGUUUUUCGUCAUGUAUGGGGCUGAAGAGGUCUUCGCAUAUGAGACACGAUCAUUGAUUAAGUUAUGGGAGGAAGCUAAGUUACCAGUGGAUAGUGUUGAAGAGGAGGGAGGAAUCCAUGCUUGGCCAGUCGCGUGUUUGUUCCUCAGCAGCACUAGGGGCGAGAGACAGAAGGGACUCAAGGUUAUUGUUCAUGAGAUGAGGAAAAGGAUGAACUCUAAAUCCAUCUCCUAG